Messenger RNA from Haliotis rubra (blacklip abalone), 3614 nucleotides. RefSeq names its product calmodulin-A-like. The transcript has 6 exons. The record is from RefSeq and is a predicted model, not a curated record. Lineage: Eukaryota; Metazoa; Mollusca; Gastropoda; Lepetellida; Haliotidae. Gene Ontology annotation, molecular function: enzyme regulator activity; calcium ion binding. The coding region runs from base 123 to 863 and encodes 246 amino acids.
CUCUAAACAUAAGGUGGCGAUUGGAUGUUGAGAAGAGGGCAACUAGACACUUGUUUACAUCCGAUUGUACGGGGAUCUGAAGCAUUUACUAACUUGUGGACCUAUCUAGGAUAUGUACAAUAAUGGGUGACUCAUCUCGGAGCUCUGGGUGCAGGUGCCCGUGUUGGCCCGCCAGUGAGGAGUCGUCCAAAACUAAGAAGGUGCUACGGUUGAGUCCGAAGUCGAAGAAGAAACAAAAAGCAAAGGAGAGUCAUACCAUGAGAGAGAUGGACGGACAAGGGGCAUGCAAACUUAACGACGUUCUCCCUAAUGGAUUCUCAGACAGGGAAAUUCUAGAACUCAAACAAGCUUUUGACCUGUUUGACAAGAACAACGAUGGCAAGAUAUCCUGUGAGGAGCUUGGAUGUGUACUCAGGUCUCUCGGUCACGAUUAUACGCAACCGGAAGUAGAAGAGAUGAUCAAAAAUGCCGAUAAAAAUGAAAACGGCUUUGUAGAAUACGACGAAUUCCUUAUCUUAAUGAAGCGCUGGGCGGCCAACCACGCCGCUCGUGCAGAAGCAGAGGCAACGGAGGCGGAGGAGAAGACGAAGGAGACGUUUAAAGUGUUCGACAUGGACGGUAACGGCUACAUCGACAAACACGAACUGCGGUACGUCAUGCGACGUCUCGGCGAGAACCUUGAGGAAGAGGACGUGAAGGCCAUGUUCCAGCUAGCCGACCUGAAUGGCGAUGGCUUAAUAGAUUUCGAAGAAUUUUCCAAACUAAUGGGUGGCCUCAGUUUCCCUUUGUUUCCAAAGGAGGCCGGUUCAGGGGAGGCAACUGCACAUAGCUCAAGUCAAGACAGUCAAAAGAAGAAGAAAUGAAAUGUUCCUUUGAAGAAACAUUUGAGUGUUUUCGGUUCUUUUCCCUUGUCCCGCCAAAUCUUGAGAUGAUGUGAUACCUUGAAGACUUCCUUCUUAGGCAAUAAACAGAGACCACUGGUUCUCUUCUGGGACAAGGUCGAGGUUAAGGAAGAAGGUCAAGGUCAUUGGGCCCCUUGUGCACAAGAAACAAGGUCACAAUUCACAUUCCAUCUAACGUAUGUUGUUCUCUGUCAAGCACAAAGGAUUCACUAUUUAGCAAAUCACCUUUUAUAUAUAGUCGGAUAACACUUUCACUGAAGAGAUUCCAGAAAGGAAUAUUUAUAUUGUUUCCGGGAUUGUUGUCUAUGUUAAAGCGACAGAGGAUAUAUUUACCAAUGACUCACGGAGCUAGAUCUUCCUGCAACGUCAGUGCAGCUAUAACAAGAUGUCCCAGAACUCCUUAUUGCAAAUGGUGAAUAUUUCAUAUCCGGUAUCAUGGCGCCGUCAGUUGAUGACGGCCAUCGGGGGAUAUGUACCGGUUUAUGCUGGUUGACGAUUCGACCAGAGUGGGCGGAAGGAGCUUGUGGAGUGGCCACGGCAAGAACAUUCUACCGCCUUGUGUUGAGGACGGAAGAGACGGAUAUGUUUACACAUGUUUGGGUCCCUUAUCGUUCCACAGCUUCGUGAGGGCUCUGGACAGACGGACGGAUAUUGUAUCCAUUGUGAUAGAACGUGUUUUCUUUCUCGCCUCGUGUUCACAAUUUUGUAACUAUACUUUUUUUAGCAAUCUCGUACUUUGAAUGGUUGUUUUGCACAUUUAAGAAGAGUGAUCAUAUUGUUUGUUAUCAUGAUGAAUUCCCCGUCCCCUCCUCCCCUCCUCCCCCAGAGUAAAUAUUAUUUAUUAUUUAUGAUUUCGUACAUACAGUAUGUUCAACCUCUUUAUAAUGAGUGGCAACGUUUAUGAAAUGAUGUUAUUAUCAUGAGAGUUUGUGCAGAUUUUGCAACCCAACUCCGCCUUUCCUCAGAACCUGUAUGAAAUAUGAAAUACUCACUUUGUUCAUCAUUACUAAUCCUACAGUGACCUUCACCUUACCAGACUGUAGGUUUGAUGAUAGUAUACACCAUGACGUUCACCUCUACCGACCAGAGCGGUACGAGGAUCAGAAGGGUGUGUGUUUGUCACACCCGGGUAGAAUUGCCUUGGAUGCAUCCACCGAUCAAUCGUGUCCGUGGUACUUAGGUCAUAUAUUGAAACCUGUAUCAUGCUCUUUGAAACCAUUUAGUAAUGACUUUGAUAUUUUUUACGGAAGUAUAAAUGUGAAAACCGGAGUACACACCAGGUAAAUCUGUACAAAUGUUUACGCAGUGUGCACACAUACAUUUCCAACUCAUCAACCCGGAAUCAACCGUAGGCCAUUCUUAUUCGUUCCGUCAAUCAAGCAUGCACUGCCAGUUCUGUUAUUAGCCAAUCUGGAAACAGUUGCCUUGAUUGUUAGCGCUAUGAGCAGUUUGGCGCUAUAUAAAUGGACACAUUAUUAUUAUUAUUAUAUAAACAGUUGUCUGCUAGUGGGCGUGGCCUGAAAUAUAUUUUUCGGUUUGUGGCAAGACAUGUUACCCAGAUAGCAAAUCAAAUGCCUCAGAACCGCUGGCAAUGUAUUUUGUACCCCACAGAGAAGUUUGAUUAUUUCAUCACUUGAUGUCGGUCGCCCUUUGUGAGAAAAUAUACCUAAGCGAUAAUUUACUCUGGAUACGUUUCACGUCGCCGAUAUUGCCACAUAUGUCAUAUCCACUACCUCUUUACUACUUUCAUGCAUUUAAGAUUAAGAUGCGUAACGAAAUUUCACAUAUAACUGCAGCAAUUCUAGCUAAUGGUUACCAAGACGAUACGCCAUGUUGAAGUUUGAGUUGAGUAACACGUGCUACCGUUUCUCCAUAAAGACGUUAAGUUGACGAGGAACUUCUUUAACCACGCGUUUAGACACCAUCUUCCAGUAGCUGCUUGAAGUCAGUACUUACGAUCACGUCACCCUGGAAACCGCCAGUCCAGUGUUUUCUUUCAUCAAGCUUCAUCCCUACCCUCAUCCCAACCAAAGACCACAUCCUACCGCGCCCAACUUCAAUCAGCAACAUACUUGUGGAAAACUCAGUGUCUAGCGUACAAUACAACACUGAAAGCAUUUCUCUGUGAAAGAUAAGCACAUUUAUAUACCCAGAAUGCCAAUCUCUACGUGCGAGAAGUAUACUCGGACGUUAAAGAACAUCCGAUUCUUUCUUACGUUACGUCAAAGUAAUAUUUAAAAAUCCGAUGUGCUUUGACGUCUUUUGAGUAGAAGGUAAACAACACCACAUUCGGUCAUUUCUAUUUAGUGAUACGACAGAAACUAUGGGAUUUGGACAACAGGGUUAAAUAUUAGCUUCUGACUAAAGUGGUUAUGGGAUAAUGAAUGUGUAUGUUUCCAUGCAGUAUUAACCCCGGACGGACAGCUUGUCAGAAUGGUUCUUAAAGGCGGAUUGCUUUCUUGUGUAUUGUCCAUGGCAGGUUAACUAAGACAACUAGAACUGGCCUUAUUGAGUAUUUACAGUGGUACUUGUACGGUAACCGUACCCUGAGAACAGAGGAACCAGCAGUAUUAAGAGGUUGAAUAUAUGUCGAUGCACAACCUGGGUCAUAUCCUACACCUAUCGAUCUCUUUCGUGAUAUCUCACCCUGUAAAUAUGUACAUAUGUCGUUGUCCAAAUAAAAGUUACAUUUCCUGAGCUACCAACCUGUCA